Messenger RNA from Aethalodelphis obliquidens (Pacific white-sided dolphin), 1258 nucleotides. RefSeq names its product gem nuclear organelle associated protein 6 (gene GEMIN6). NCBI's taxonomy places the organism in Eukaryota, Metazoa, Chordata, Mammalia, Artiodactyla, Delphinidae. The transcript is spliced from 2 exons. Gene Ontology annotation, biological process: spliceosomal snRNP assembly; spliceosomal complex assembly. Gene Ontology annotation, cellular component: SMN complex; nucleus. The coding region runs from base 601 to 1101 and encodes 166 amino acids. Gene Ontology annotation, molecular function: RNA binding. The record is from RefSeq and is a predicted model, not a curated record.
UUGUCAGGAUUACACGCUAAGUAUCACCUGGCUUGAGUACAGCUCAAAGUAUCAUGCGGCUUCGGGUUACGCCAGGGCAUCAGCUCUAGAGCCUUAGCUGCUGCCCCUUCGUUUACGCAUCCUCCAAACAAAUUUUAAGAUGAAAAGUGUCACAGAUCCGGGGGCCUCUCCCUGGCGGGAUCCAGCGGAGACACAGAGCCAGAGAGGGAGUGGGUGGAUAUCAGAGGAGUUUUCUUUUUCAUUUUUGGCUAAGAGUCGUGUGGCGUGAGCUCCUUUGAUGGAAGGAGAGCAGAGUUCAAGGAUUUGAGCAUCUGUAGACUGGAGAUCAAAGCCAGCGUGAAGGCGAUCUGGAAUGGGAUUGGGAGGUGAAAUAGGAGUGUGCCAGAUAAGUUACCCCAGACUGGGACCCGCGGCAACUCGAUGUCCCCGUGGCUUUCAGACUGAAUAGUAAAAUUUAACUGCCUUUCUGUUAUGGAACUUGAGGCAAAUUGCAGGUGUUCUCUACCUCUAGAAUGGAGAUUGGAGUAAGACAUUUGCCUGGGUGGAACAUAUAUAUUAAUCCGAACUGGUGGUUGUUUUAGAUCUAGCCAACUGGCAACCAUGAAUGAAUGGAUGAAGAAAGGCCCCUUAGAAUGGCAAGAUUACACUUACAAAGAAGUCAGAGUGACAGCCAGUGAGAAGGAGUAUAAAGGAUGGGUUUUAACCGUAGACCCAGUCUCUACCAAUAUUGUCCUUGUGAACUUCCUUGAAGAUGGCAGCAUGUCUGUGACCGGAAUUAUGGGACAUGCUGUGCAGACUGUUGAAAUUUUGAAUGAAGGGGACCAUAGCGUGAGAGAGAAGCUGAUGGAUUUGUUCAUGUCUGGAGACUGUAAGGCGUACAGCCCUGAGGAUCUGGAAAAGAGAAAGAACAGCCUGAAGAAAUGGCUGGAGAAGAACCACAUCCCCAUCACUGAAGAGGGAGAUUCACGAAGGACUCUCUGUGUGGCUGGGGUCUUGACUAUAGAUCCACCAUAUGGUCCAGAAAAUUGCAACAGUUCUAAUGAAAUUAUUUUGUCCCGUGUUCAGGAUCUUAUUCAAGGACACCUUGCAGCUUCCCAGUGAGAGGCCAAGAACUGUGGAUGCACUGAUUGAAAUAAGACUUCAUUUUUUGAAAAUUCUUUGUUGUUUUUGGUUAAAUCAAAGAUGGGGAUUAUCAGUGCUAAUAAGUGAACUGGGCAAGGAUGACAUCACAAAUAAAAUUAACAUAGGGACAUCAGAA